Miscanthus lutarioriparius is the source of this 264-nucleotide messenger RNA. Lineage: Eukaryota; Viridiplantae; Streptophyta; Magnoliopsida; Poales; Poaceae. The record is from the annotation of a GenBank genome assembly.
AUGGCUCCAGUUCCUUGCCGUCGAGAUAAGGAAAUACAAUCACUGAAACCAGAUAUCCAACAGAUAACUGAAACUCAUCAAGGGUUUGACUCGUCUUAUUCAUACUAUGGUAUUCUGGAUGAUCUCUUAACAUUCCAGUGUGUAGAUGAUAAAUCACUACCCUCGGUUUAUCCAUCAUGUGCUUUAUGUGAUAAUCAAUUCAGUGAUACCUACUUGUUCACUGAGCAAAAGAAUGUGAAUGCAUAUGGCGAACAGGCAAGUUAA